Molecule: messenger RNA, 1316 nt
Organism: Hyla sarda
Lineage: Eukaryota; Metazoa; Chordata; Amphibia; Anura; Hylidae
Gene: TNNI1
Product: troponin I1, slow skeletal type
Exons: 7
Coding region: 1-624 (207 amino acids)
Biological process (GO): muscle contraction
Cellular component (GO): troponin complex
Source: RefSeq, a predicted model, not a curated record
AUGGCUUUUGAAGCUCCCUUUGAUUUUAUUGGGAGAAGUCUUUUUAGAAUCUGCAAGGAAACAGGUCAUCAAUUGAGAAAGUCAAAGAUUUCAGCUUCACGCAAACUCUUGUUAAAGAGUUUAAUGCUUGCUAAGGCAAAGGAGGCAUGGGAUCAAGAGCAUGUAAACACUCAGGAAGAAAAGCAGAGAUACCUAAGUGAGAGAGUGCCCCAUAGCAACACACAUGGUUUAGGACUGGCAGUAUUACAGGAGUUGUGCCGUGAACUUCAUGAAAAGGUUGGAAUCGUUGAUGAGGAAAGAUAUGACAUUGAAGCAAAGGUUCUUCAUAAUACAAGAGAGAUUCAAGAUCUGAGGAUGAAAGUGCUAGAUCUGCGUGGAAAGUUUAAAAGACCACCAUUACGUAGAGUGAGAGUAUCAGCUGAUGCUAUGCUCCGUGCACUACUUGGCUCAAAACAUAAGGUCUCUAUGGAUCUGCGUGCUAACUUAAAGUCUGUGAAGAAAGAGGAUACAGAAAAGGAACGCCCAGUUGAGGUCAGUGAUUGGCGCAAAAAUGUGGAAGCAAUGUCCGGCAUGGAGGGCAGGAAAAAGAUGUUUGAUGCUGCAAAAUCCCCUACUGGACAAUAACAAGAACCCCAUGGAUCUUCACUUUCUUCACUUCUUUUUCAAUGCUUUAUCUCAGCCUAUAGUAAAUCCUUGUUUUGCUCUAUAACAUUUAUUCUGCAACUGUCUAGUCAUUAAAGUGAUCAGAAAUGAGCUUCCUGUCAGCCUACCACUUAUCAUUUUACAAUUUGAAUAGAAAUGUAAUCUAUAUACAUAACAUUGUAACCAUUGAUCUAAUAAAGAUUCUAACCAUUAGUUUAGUUAUGGGAAUUAAAAAAAAAAUAUUCCUCAGUUUCUUUGCAACCAGAGGUUAUGGUACACAUUUUGCACUUUAGUCCUGUAAUUAAUUUGUUAAAUCAAAACAUUCAAAAAGGACUGAAUGUAAUGACAUAAGGUAUUGAGGGUUGUAACUGAUUUACCCCUGGAUGGUGGAUAUUUGAUGGCUUAGAAGUUGCUAUUUGCUGUCAUGUAGUUUGGAGAAAAGAAGAAGAGAAUCUAUGGGGCGAUUUGAUCACAAUGUACAAAUAUAUGAAUGGACAGUACAGAGAUCUUUCUAGUGAUCUUUUUUAUACCUAGACCGGUCGGUAACCAUGAAAAGGGGGCAUCCUCUUCUUCUAGAAGAAAAAAGGUUUCACCAUCAUCACAAACAAGGAUUCUUUACUGUAAGAGCAGUGAGACUAUAAAACUCUCUGCUACAUGUUAUGAUUUUUAACUCA